GAUGUCAUCGCUUGUGAUUGGUCUAAAAUUUCUAACCAAACUUUUGCAUUAUAAACUUUAUAACAAUAACAAAUACGGCUGUUUUUUGUUUAAGGUUCGUGCUGUGUUGUCAAUGGAAUGCAAUUCGGUGUUCUGUUGAGAUAACAUCGUUUAAAAGUCGGUCGUUGUUAGAUGGACCCAGGGGGCCAGGCCAGUGGAGACAGCUAGUCGCGUACCUGUCUGAGCAGCGCAAUCGUUACCGAGGCGCGUCGGUCUGCAUCGGCGGGCAUGCGCACACCAACGACACGAGCGUUCGACCAAGUUUAGUGAGAAGCGAGGAGGAACGGCACUGCACGCUGGCUGCGAAUGGUCGAGUAGAGCCGCCGCGCCGCGCCGCCCGCUCCCGCAGUCCGCCUGCCGCGCCGGUUCUGCGCGCUCCACGCUAACCGCAUCAUGGUAAUGGACAACCGUGCGAAUGAAGAUAACGAGACGGAACACAACUCUUCAAUUUUUAUAACCAAUUUUCAAAAUGGAGACGUCGUGAACUAUUCCUUAGUUUUGAUUAAGGGAAUCAUAACAAGAGGCAAUUCUAACAAUCAUGAAAAACUCACGUGCACAUUAAAAAGUGAAAACUUUCAAAACAAAACUCAAUGGGACGUUUACAAUGGAGAAUUUAAAGUGAUCAUAGAACUUUUAAGAGGUGAAAAUGUUAUUGAACUCGAAUACGCUGAACAGCAACGAAAAACGUUACUCUUGGAUUAUACCCCACGAAAAACAAAUCUGCGGGUAACUCCAGUCUACAUCAUAUGUCAAGGUCACGACGGAUGUUUUCAAAGUCCACCAGAUGUUGACAACUCGAUAGAAAGUGCCUGUUCUCGAAUUGCGAUUGGUUCAAAAUUGAUCCAAUGCUUAACAGCAGAAAAACUUUUUGAGAGUGGCAUAGGAAGAAAAACAUUCCAACUCGAACAUGAAGUCAAUCCCAAGAAACCAGAAUGCAUUGUGUUCAAAAGCAGCCUUAACGUUAACAAGGCCAGAAAAAUGAAACAAACCGAGUUAUGGUCACAUUUUGGAAGAGAACUGAUGCUUUCUGAUUUAGGAAGUAAUGAAAGAAAAUUCUUGGGCUUUAUAUCCUGCACUCGAUUUAAAGGUACUGAUAUUGAUAAGCCCAUGACACACGAAGAGAUUGUAUCUCUUACUGAAGCAUACGCUGCAUUAGGAGGAGGAGGCUUGGCUCUUUUUGGGACAGCUUGUCUGUAUACCUGGCCCACGACUGUGGAAGAAAUAAUUCCAAAAUUCUUAGAUGCGACUCCAGUAAACGUAAGGCGAUUCAUGGACGACAGUGGAUAUCGAGGAACUUUAGGAGGAUGUUUCGCAACUACCCUGGGUUCAGUAUUCCAUGAACUCGGUCACACAUUUGAUCUCGGGCAUACCAAAGAUGGUAUUAUGGGAAGAGGCUUCGACAAUAUAGACAGAGUAUUUGUAACCGGGGAAAAACGCUCAGCUCUAGUGAAAGAUAACAUGAAUAACUUCAAUGGAAAACCAGUACAACAUUCUACAGUUUCACUACAGCGUAAUAUAAGUGUAACUAUGAACGUUGCGGAGCCUUUGCGGGUUUUAGGACCAAGAAGCAAAACAACGUUAGGUAACUUUGCUGCAAUGUCCAAAUCUGAUAUUAUAAGAAGAAGCCCAAAUGUGACUCCUAUAACUAGACCAUCUAGUGUCUAUUCAAAUAUUACAAAUAGGCUUACGGAUUCAAAGAAAAACGUUAAUCGGACCAACGGGAAUGAUUCUAUUUAUUGGACAAGAAAUUGUGCUGUAUUACUAUCCUACCAUCGGUGGUUCAAUAAUGAGUAUGGAAGAGAAAGACAAGCAAUAACAAGAUAUUUAAAAUUUGAUAAAAACAAAAUGAUGAUCAUUUCUACAGCCGGCAUUAGAAUAGUAGAAGUACGAGACGAAUCAAAUGGGAUGGUUUUAGAUUCAUAUGAAUUUACUAAUCUUGUACCAGAAAAGAGAUUCUUGGUUCCAUUUACUUUUUCUCCUAAAACCAAAGUGUUGACAAUAGUAGUGGAGGAUGAUUUGGGAAACGUGCUAAAACAGACAUUCUCAUACUAAAUAGUUGGCG
Molecule: messenger RNA, 2101 nt
Organism: Spodoptera litura
Lineage: Eukaryota; Metazoa; Arthropoda; Insecta; Lepidoptera; Noctuidae
Source: RefSeq, a predicted model, not a curated record